AUGAGAAACCCCUUUGACAUGUCGGAAAUCGACAAUGCUCUCGAAGAGCAACAACUCCAGCCCCAAGUCGAUAUCCACGCCUACCAGACCUACGACGGCAAUCGCUCUCUACUGCAAGAUGAAAACCGUCGCCCCGAUGAUCUUAAAAACCGUUUCAUCGGUGCUAUCGACCAGGGUACCACCAGCUCUCGUUUUAUCAUCUUCGAUUGUACUGGUGUGCCCGUGGCCAAAUAUCAGGUUGAAUUCCACCAGAUCCACGAGCUCCCUGGCUGGCAUGAACAGGAUCCCCUCGAAAUGGUCGACUCCGUCUUCACCUGUAUCGAAGAAGCCAUGAACACCUUCCUCGCCCUGGGUCACUCCGCCUCCGACAUCGAAGCCAUCGGGAUUACCAGUCAGCGGGAGACCACACUAUGCUGGGAUUGGGAAACCGGUGAGCCCUUGCAUAAUGCCAUCGCUUGGCCCGAUACCCGAACAAAGAACCUCGUUCGCGAGCUCAAGGAAAGGCCCGGGGCUGAAGAUCUCGUCAAGCUCUGUGGAUUGCCCCUCUCCACCUACCCCUCCUCUGUUACAUUAGUCUGGAUGCUGGAAAACCUGCCCGAAGUCAAAAAGGCCUACGAUGAGGGCCGUCUGGCUUUUGGUACCGUAGACACCUGGUUGCUCUACAACCUCAAUGGCGGUCCCGAGAGCAACCUUCUAGUCACUGACGUCAGCAAUGCCUCUCGGACUAUGUUCAUGAACCUUGAGACCCUUGACUAUGAUGACCGCCUCCUCAACUUCUUUGGCAUCGAUCGCAACAAGAUCCGUCUUCCCAAGAUCAUCCCUUCCUCCGACCGCGAUGGCUUUGGCUGUGUCCACUCCGGUCCCUUGGACGGUGUCCCCAUCACUAGCUGUAUGGGUGACCAGUCCUCCGCCCUGGUUGGCCAUUGUGCCUUCACACCCGGUAUGGCCAAGAACACCUAUGGUACCGGUUGUUUCUUGCUUUACAACGUCGGUGACAAGCCCGUCGUCUCGAACCAUGGUCUGCUCGCCACAGUCGGUUUCCAGAUGGGCAAGGAACGCAAGCCUGUCUAUGCCCUCGAGGGUAGCGUUGCCGUCGCCGGCAGUGGUGUCUCCUUCCUGAUGAACAACUUGGGUUUCUUCCGUGAUUCGCGCAAGGUCAGUGAUCUGGCUGGCAGCGUUCCGGACAGCGGUGGUUGUGUCUUUGUCACGGCCUUUAGUGGUCUCUUCGCCCCGUACUGGAUUGAUGAUGCGCGUGGAACUAUCUUCGGUAUUACACAACAUACUCAGCGCGGCCACAUUGCCCGUGCGACAAUGGAAGCCGCUUGCUACCAGACAAAGGCCAUUCUCGAUGCGAUGGAAAAGGACAGUGGGCAUAAGUUGGCCGAUCUGGCCGUGGACGGUGGUAUGAGUAACUCGGAUAUCUGUAUGCAGACCCAAGCCGAUCUUAUUCAAAUGCCCGUGCAACGUCCCUCGAUGCACGAAACCACGGCUCUGGGCGCCGCCAUUGCGGCUGGAUUCGCCAUUGACAUCUGGAAGGACUACUCGGAACUCAAGGAAAUGGACCGUGCCAACCGGACAACCUUUACCCCGCACAUUUCCGAAGCCCAGAGUGCGCGACUGUACAAGCGCUGGACCAAAGCGGUCGACAUGGCGCGUGGUUGGAUGAACCCCGUGGACGGUGAAUAG
Messenger RNA from Aspergillus chevalieri, 1686 nucleotides. RefSeq names its product glycerol kinase (gene GUT1). Gene Ontology annotation, biological process: triglyceride metabolic process; glycerol metabolic process; glycerol-3-phosphate biosynthetic process. Gene Ontology annotation, cellular component: mitochondrion. Gene Ontology annotation, molecular function: glycerol kinase activity. Lineage: Eukaryota; Fungi; Ascomycota; Eurotiomycetes; Eurotiales; Aspergillaceae. The record is from RefSeq and is a predicted model, not a curated record. The transcript has 4 exons. The coding region runs from base 1 to 1686 and encodes 561 amino acids.